AUGCGCCGUACCGGCCUUUUUAUCCUUGCGGUCAUCUCGAUUCUAUACCUUCUUGCCCCAGUCACGCUGGCAUUGCCAACGCAUACUUCUUCAUCUCCCUCGAAGCUGGUCGAGCGCGAUCUAAUCAACCCAUCCGAGAUUCCCCAGGGGCAUAAUGACACCAUUGUUUGCGUCUAUCCCAUCAGUGGGCAAUACGGGUUACUCCCACGGCUACUAUAUUAUAUCUCUCUUAUCCUUGGGAUUCUGGGCCGAUACCAACGCUGGCUAGUCAUGGGAGCACUUGCCUCUGCACUAUCAUAUGCUGGAUCUACCGCGAUCCACAUGCUCACGCUUGCAAAGUCGCGAGCUCCAGUGUUCGACCUGGAUAUUGUCGCCGCAUGGGCGGUACUCACGACCGGGUGUGUGGCUUUUGCCGCACUGGUACAUUGGUCGUCUGCGCUGCGACGGUCGGAAGGCAGAAUCGUCAUUCUACUCUGGGGUGCACUUGUUGGAAUAGGCUGCCUUACGGGCCGGGCGUUGAUUGUCGAUGUCCGCACUGGUGUCGAGCCAGCUUGUCGGUCUCCCACCGGAGACCUUUUAACGAGCACCUCCGAACUUGUUUCGUCGCAGUUCAAUUGCACAUAUAAAUGCUUCUCCGCGAAAACACCAAUGCGACAAAGCAGCGAAAUCAUGGCUUUGCCAACGGACCAUCUCCUCGGAACAUAUGCCAACCUCGGCGUUAUCCUGUUGGUUCCUAUUUUAGCAGCGACGCAUAAAUCACUCUCUAUCAACCUAAGUCCGCAUACGCCGUCGUACGGAUGCACGUCACUAGUCAUGGUACACGUAAAUAGCUCAUUGAACAUGCGCCUCUCACAAACCACCUACAACGCCGCCUGCAGAUCCUGGUAUGGCGGGUACAUCCUUCUAUUCCAAUACAUCCGGAAAGUCAAGUUCGGAAUAAGCCUCAAAAACCGUUUGAUCAUAACAGCACUCGGCGCAUUACUGUUCAUCGACCUCCUCUUCGAUCUUGCCGCACUUCCCAUGUUUGUCACAAACAUCAUCUUCAACGAACUCAAUUUAAUGAAAACCGAGCUCCCCGUGGAAGAAAGCCAUGGCUCCGUGGGCCAGUGGUCUCCCGUUGUGUCCGCCGUUUUGAUUCUGAUUGCAUCAGUGAUCAACCGAUCUAUCGGGUGGUGGAAGAGGCGGAGGCAGUUGGGGCAAGAACCGGCAGAGGGUGAAGAAGCCCAGCUCGUUGAAUGGCCAAACCACCAGCAGUCGCCGAAUGGCCCUGUAGGCUAUCAUGUGCCGCAGGAGAAUGGUGUUGUCAUGCGAAAACUGACCCAGCAGGAGACGCUUAGAUUGGAUCCUGAGUUGGGGCCCAAGCCAUCACCCCAAGCUCUCAUUCGUGAACGGACUCCUGUAUAA
Molecule: messenger RNA, 1404 nt
Organism: Uncinocarpus reesii 1704
Lineage: Eukaryota; Fungi; Ascomycota; Eurotiomycetes; Onygenales; Onygenaceae
Exons: 1
Coding region: 1-1404 (467 amino acids)
Source: RefSeq, a predicted model, not a curated record